This is a messenger RNA of Cicer arietinum (chickpea), 1722 nucleotides long. RefSeq lists its product as uncharacterized. The record is from RefSeq and is a predicted model, not a curated record. NCBI's taxonomy places the organism in Eukaryota, Viridiplantae, Streptophyta, Magnoliopsida, Fabales, Fabaceae.
AUGGCAGUUGCAGCCUUCAAAUCCUCUUCACGAAGAGGAAACCAAUCACCAUCAUCCUCAUCUUCCACUUCCACUCCUACCAACAACAACACCACACACUCUUCAAUCAGAUCCUCCAACAACAGAGCUCCACCAAUUCGAAGGUCAAAAAGCGUAAGCGCGUUUUCAAGAACAACAAAUACCUUGGACAUUUCCACCGAGUUUCUUAACAAAAGAGAUAACCCUCUCUUUGACCAAACUUCGCACUCCAAUGGAAAAACAAUUCCAAUUCUAGAAACUUCUAAGCCUUCUAGGGGACGUUCCGUGGCGCGAAAGGAUGACCCGGGUCGGACUCGGAGUGUUUCUAGAGUGGAUACGGCUCGCCGUACGGCCCGGUCUGUUUCGCAGUGUCCGGUUUCGCGGCGGCAUUUUAACUAUUCUACUUCUGAGAGUGAAGCUGAUUGUAAAGAUAGGAAUGGUCUGAAAUGGUCUAGUCAGCAUUCAUCCAUUGAGGUCUCGGAUUCUUUUGCUGCAACUUCAGCUUGUUUGCAAACUCAAAACUGUGACGAUGCGGUUUCUACAGCAAGUUCUGGAUUUGGUUGUGAUGAGAAAACCAUCAAAGCAGUUUGUGAACAGAAAUGCGUACAAAGGAAUCAGCCAGGAGUUGGUGAUAUAUAUGAAACAGUUCGUUCUGAAGUGAGGCGAGCUAUUUCUGAGAUACAGAUUGACCUCGAAAGUGCUAUUCACAAGAGUAAUGCUACAGCCAUUACUGUUACCGAUAUGGUGGAUAUUCAUCCUGACUUGAUAAACCCCAAUACCGUAGAAUUAGCGUUCGAGAUUAGAAGAGAGUAUGCCAAAAAGCUUGAAGAGUCCGAAGAGCGAGCUAGACGUCUUCGAGCAGAUCUUGCAGUUGAAGAACAUCGAGUACGAGAAUUGGAUAGAAUCUUGAGAGAAGUUCUUCCAUAUCCCAAGACCCCUAAUGUACAAAAGUCUCGUCCAGCAAGAAAAUCUAGCAUCGAAAGAAAAAGGAUGUCAAAACGUCUUGCAGAAGAUGCCAAGGCUUAUUUUGACGAGUGUGUAUCACUAUCGACUUUCGAUAGUUCAGACUUUUCAUCCCAAGAGGAUCCUCCGCUCAGUUUGGUUGGUCCACCUACUCCAUCUCGUAGCCGUAUAUCUUUAACUGAGGAAUUAGGUACUCAAGAACAAUCACAUGAUGUCAUAUUGCAGCCACCAGCCAGCAUUGAUUCCACAAAAACUAUUCAUGGUCAAGUCAGCUCAACUGCUGAUAGCAAAGAAACUGAUUCUAAACCAUGCUUCUCCUUUGCACAAAAACCAUAUGAAUCCACCACACUUCACAAUGACAUCCAACAAUACAUAAAAAAGUUUGAAAAAAAUGUUUCAAAGUUGCCAACUGUGAGAACAAAUUAUGGUGACCUUGGUGACUAUAGUUUCCAAUCAUCAGCUGAAAGCUUGUUGAUUGAUAGGGUGCUGCUAAAAAGUAGAAUUGAGUCUGGUAGUUUUUUACACUGUAGUGGUGGUAAUAUAUGGUCUUCUUAAGCUAUGUAAUUUUUACCUUUUCCUUUUUGCAUUAUAUAUAUGUAUUUUUUUUUUCCAAAGCAUUAUAUAUAUGUAUAUGUGCUUGAUUGUACAUGUAAUAAUGGCCUCUCUCUCCCUCUCUAUUGUUGUUGCUGUUGCUAACUUCUCUUUUAUUUCUGUAAGCACACAUUAACAAGAGAUCUUUUC